UCCAUACCCACCCUCUGAUCUCUCUCUCUCUCUCUCUCUCUCUCUCGCAUGCGGAUAUUAUUAAUACCCUCAUCCCCUUCUCCAACUUUCUCCACAAAAAAAUGACCAAACCAAACCAUUUCCACAAGCCUUCCCUUCUUUUUCCUCUAUACAGGAUGAGUACCCUUCCGUCUGUCUGACCUCAUGCUUUCUAUGUACCUUUCUUGUUAGUUUCAACCAUGAUGAUGAGCUUUUGCAAGAAGAGCGUUCACUCUUUUCUAGGCCUCGCUACUUCCAUAGACACCACUUCUACUUUCUCAAACACCGACAAACUCCCUUAUAGAUUUUACCACCAUAACCACCAACACCAUAUUUCUUCUUCGCUUUCAGGAGGCUUAGGUCUAGUCACUGCCACUGACGCUGACGUCCAACGCUCGCCGAACGUUCUUGAAUCCUCGUCGGUUAAGUCCACACAGUUGCCAUCUCUGCCUUCGGCUCCUCCGAAAAAGGAUCUUGGCGUAAUAGGUUUUAUCGAUGAUAUGGGAGGCGGAGUCGACGGGUUGAUGUCGUGCACGGAGAGUCUAGGGUUUGAGAGCUCCGACGAGAGGCGCUUCGACGACAAGAUUGCGGAGGGGAUGGUUGAGAAUGAUGGUAAUUCACGUAGUUUCCAAUAUCGGAGGAGCACGCCAAGAAUGAAAUAUUGGAGGAAGCGGGCCGGAGGGGAGGUGAAGAAGUUCCCGCCGCCGCUUUCGUCUUUGAGGCCCAACGGCCAGCGGAAUUUCUUUCUCCGAGCGGUGAGGAAGGACGGGCGGCUCGAGCUCACCGAGGUGAGGAUUGAUCGGACAGAGGUUCUCCGGGCUUCACGACAAGAUGGACGGUUGAGAUUGCACCUCAUCAGAGAGAACGAUAUCCAAGACUGUGCAGAAGAAGUAGAAGACGGGAAUCGGGUAGUACAGCAAGAAAUAGGGCCAGAACAAGAGGAGGAGGAAGAAGAGGAAGAAAAUGAAGUAGUAGUAGUAGUAGUAGAAAAUGAAGAAAAAGAAAAUGUAAAAGGGAUUGAAGAAGAGAAGGAAGAAGAGAAAUUUGGGGAGUGGAAGCUGUUUCCAGGGAGUGGGGAGGGAUUCAGGUGGUGUCACGCGCUAGUGAGCCACCAUGAACAUCACCACCACAACUUGCAUGCGUGGAGGCAGCAUUGUGUGACAAUCGGGUGAGGUUAACUAGCAUUUUUUCUUGCAUUUCUGGGAUUGCAAAAGGCAUGAAGUUGCAUGUCUUUUUGGACCCUGUCUGCAGUUUUCUGCAAUGUGUUAUCUGCUAGUUGAAUUUGGUCGCCAGAUAUGUUUGAUAUGUCCCAGCUGAAAUUUGGUGCAUAUAACAGUACUACUGGAAUCUCUGUGGCUGACAGCAACUGAAGGAGUCUGCAUCGCUACGGGGGAGAGAUCAGAGAGAGAGAGAGGGACAAGAGAUGGUGCCAAAUUUAGAAUUUUUCUGUUACAGCAGAAGGUAGUUUCACUUUCAUCUGUCCAAAGCUCAUCUUCAAUAUCAAAUAAACAAAAAAAUAAAGAAAUAAAGAACAAUAAUUCAAUA
Molecule: messenger RNA, 1563 nt
Organism: Juglans microcarpa x Juglans regia
Lineage: Eukaryota; Viridiplantae; Streptophyta; Magnoliopsida; Fagales; Juglandaceae
Product: protein FANTASTIC FOUR 1-like
Exons: 1
Coding region: 219-1190 (323 amino acids)
Source: RefSeq, a predicted model, not a curated record